This is a messenger RNA of Ictalurus furcatus (blue catfish), 1467 nucleotides long. RefSeq names its product homeobox C13a (gene hoxc13a). Gene Ontology annotation, molecular function: DNA-binding transcription factor activity, RNA polymerase II-specific; RNA polymerase II cis-regulatory region sequence-specific DNA binding. Lineage: Eukaryota; Metazoa; Chordata; Actinopteri; Siluriformes; Ictaluridae. The transcript is spliced from 2 exons. Gene Ontology annotation, biological process: regulation of transcription by RNA polymerase II. The record is from RefSeq and is a predicted model, not a curated record. Bases 342 to 1262 code for a protein of 306 amino acids.
UGCUUGUCGGCCAAAACGUGAGGGCUGUUUUGGUCUCCCUUAAAUCGAGAUCACUACCUUCCCCUUUAAGGAUAGUUUUCAUAGGCUCACUCAGCCAAUGUGCGGCCACUGAAAACCCCAGGACCAGUCAGUGGAACGUGAGCCAGAGCAUGUUUAAAGGGAUUAUUAUACCCGCCCACCACAGCCAGUCUCUUCGGAGUCGUUACCGGAGUCACGUGCCUGCACAUUAAUGAACAGGACGCGCAGAGCUCAGCGUGCGCAUGCGCGUGCGUAAAAUGUAGUUGGAAAUGAGGUAUCGCCGUGGAGUAGUCGACUUUUAAAAAGCAUCUGCAGCCCAUGAUAUGACGACUUCGCUGGUCUUGCAUCCACGCUGGGCGGACACCUUGAUGUACGUUUAUGAAAAAAGCCCGAAUGAAAGUGGUCACAAUAAAAAUCAAGCUAUGGAGGGACUGAGCGGGAAUUGCCCUGCUACCCACUGCAGGGAUCUAAUCUCGCACCCAGCUUUGGGGCGACAUUCGGGCACCAUCACAACUCACCAGGGCACCGUGUACUCGGAUAUAUCUUCACCUGACGCAGGACGACAGUGUCCCGCGCCUCAGACGUCGUCCAGCGCCUCUCUGGGCUAUAGUUACCCGUUUGGAAACCCGUACUACGGCUGCAGGCUGUCUCAUUCGCACAACGUGAACUUGCAGCAGAAGCCGUGCUCUUAUCAUCCCGCAGACAAAUACACCGAGCCCAGUACGGCACUGCCUACAGAGGAGCUUUCCAGCAGGGCAAAGGAAUUCGCUUUCUACCCUAGCUUCGCCAGCUCAUAUCAGACGGUUCCUGGCUAUCUCGAUGUGUCGGUGGUCCCCAGCAUCAGCGCACAUACCGAGCCCCGACACGAUGCGCUGAUUCCAAUGGAGGGCUAUCAGCACUGGGCUCUUUCAAACGGCUGGGAUGGGCAGGUGUACUGUUCAAAGGAACAAACACAGUCGUCUCAUCUGUGGAAAUCUCCUUUUCCAGACGUCGUCCCGUUGCAACCUGAGGUUAGCAGUUACCGGCGAGGACGCAAAAAGCGUGUUCCCUACACCAAGCUCCAACUGAAGGAACUGGAAAAAGAGUAUGCAGCCAGCAAAUUCAUCACUAAAGACAAAAGAAGACGCAUCUCUGCCACCACCAAUCUGUCUGAGCGCCAAGUUACUAUUUGGUUUCAGAACCGCAGAGUGAAAGAGAAGAAAUUCAUCAGCAAAUCUAAAGCGAACAAUCACAUGCACACUUAAUGGAUUCCCAAUGAAUUGCUUUUACAGUUGGUCUCAAUACGUUCUGAAAGUCUGAUAUUUACUUCUUCUCAAAAACCAUGAACGAAGAAAAUCCGAGGCCGUGUCACAUCACCCAAGUCUGGCUUUACUUUAUUUAAUAAAAAAAAAAAUGAUGCACACGAUUUAAUAAUCGCUCAUCCGUAAGCUUUAAGGGACAUAGGCCAUG